AUGGGCAAAACAGGUCGUCAUCGAAAGAUUUCCUUCUUUUCUCUUCAGACACAAAAUACUGAAUUGAAAAAGGAGUGGUUUUGGAAACAAGGAGGAAGAAUCAAGUCAUGGAAAAAACGUCUCUUUGUCAUUUUCGAAAACACUCUCUACUAUUACGCCUCCGAACAGGACAAGGAACCAAAAGGUGCCAUCAUCUUAAAGGAUUCCUCUGUUGAAAUUUGCAAUCCAGAAGACACUGUCAAAAAUGGAAAAAAACCACCUUCCGAAAAUGGCCAAUCUGAUUAUUAUUCUCUCGUGGUCAAGACACCCUUUCGGUCUUUUUGGCUGUUAAAUACAGAUUUGAAAGUAGUACAACAAUGGUCACAAUUAAUCACACAAGUGGUGAAUGACAAUGACAAUCAUUCCAAAAACUCAUUGUCGAAACAUGGAGGUUCGAAAAAAUUGGGAUGGAUGAUCAAGUCAGGAGGUAAACUUAAAGCAUCGUGGAAACAACGAUUUUUUGUUUUGAGAAAUGACAUGCUUUAUUAUUACAAACCUAAAAAAGAGAGUGACAAUCAAAAGGACAGCAACAGUAGCCACAGCCACAACAAUCAUGCCUUACCUGAUUUGGUAAAUAUUUCAGAAUUGGAUGCAAAACUACAGAAUAUGAUUGCUCAAGGAGUGGUCACGUUCUACAAUGCGACCAUUCAAUUCAAACUAAAUCCAGCAAAGAAGAGGAAAAAGGUGAAAAAUGCUGAAGAUUUAUUGCACGAGAUUGAAGAAUCAGGAACUUCACGAGAUCGUUCGCGAUCGGUAAGCUCCCUACGUCGAAGUACGGUCGACAAGAGAUGGUCAUUAACAUCCAUUUCAAAUGGACAAUUCAUAAUACCCGAAGAACCUUUCGAUAAUGAUUUUCAAAAAACUUGGUUUGCCUUUGAAAUUCGAAUACCUUCUCGAACGUACACUAUUUAUGCGAAAACACAAGAUGAUUGUGACGAGUGGGUGUUAUUCCUGUUCGAAUCAAUCAUUAAUGUUAUGGGAGAGUUGUCACAUUUUGUGAAAAUUGGCCACUCUGAUUUUGAUGAUGCCACCUCGACAACAUCGGAUGAAAUGAUCGAAAGUGGCUCCUCUCUCAACGCAGAUAGUGCUCGCAGCUUAUUGCCCUCACUGGAAAGCAUCAUGUCUGAGAUCAGUUCUGUGAAUAAUGGCUCAGAAACAGAAUCUCGAUAUCAAUCCAUGGAUUAUAUUGAAGCUCAACCCAUUUCAAUCAUUUCAGAAACAAUUUUCGAUGAAAUUCAAAGAAGAAAGGAAGAUGAAAAAGUAGUGGCGCUCUUGAAAAAGUCGAAAAAGAGAGAAUCAAUCACAUUUAAAGGUUCUUACAGCGAAAAGUUUACAUUCCUUGUAGCCGAAAAUUCGCUGCAAGCAGAUAUGGUUCCCAUCAAGCUCUAUAUUUUACCUGGAAUUUACACAGAAUGUCAAACUUUGGUUGUCUCUCAACCUUUAGAAAUUCAUGGAUCUGUUUUAGAAAAUUGCAUUAUUGAAAUGCAUUCAUCAAAAUUCUGUGAGCCAAUGAUUCGGAUCAACAGUGAAAAUGUUCGCUUCAGGAAAUUGAGAUUUCGAAUUAUUUCCGAAUUGUCAAAUGAACAAAUUGAAAUGAAAAAUAGAUUCAUGCAUGGAAAGCCCUCCAAUGGAAAAUCGAGUAAUAACAGUGGCAAGGACUUUCGAAUUCCAUGCGCCAUUCAUGUUGAAAAUGGAAGUCUUUUUCUCGAUGAAUGUGAAAUUUCGUAUGAAGAUUGUACAGACCCUGAAGUGUUUGUAGAUAAUGAUUUAGAAGGAGGAUCGUGUUGUAUUUGGGUGAGCCACAACUCGACUUGUGUCACCUAUAAUUGUUCUCUCUCAAAUGCACACUAUGGAGUGGUCACAAGCCAGAAUGGAACGAGUGUGAGUUUUGGUGGUUCCAUCAAAUCGAAAAUUGCUCCUUUCAUGAACAAUGACGAAACAUCGAGUUCAAGAAAUUAUCAUGUACAGGUAUCUUCAUGUAAAUAA
This is a messenger RNA of Naegleria fowleri, 2025 nucleotides long. RefSeq lists its product as uncharacterized. Bases 1 to 2025 code for a protein of 674 amino acids. The transcript is spliced from 3 exons. Lineage: Eukaryota; Heterolobosea; Eutetramitea; Acrasida; Naegleriidae. The record is from RefSeq and is a predicted model, not a curated record.